AAUCACCGCUCUGCUCUUCUUCUCUUCUCAAAGCUGGCCUCUCUUCGCCGCCUUAAAGCGGACCCAGAGGACAUCAUCGAGAGCUCUUUACUGCGUUUUGAAGAAGAGCUGAGCCCAAAGAGAGGCGUGGCAACCUCGACGGCACAGUGGACAAGGCCCUCUCCUUUGCCCUUUGGUACAGCUGCUCAACGACUUCUAAGCGGGAGCUCGGACGAUCAAUCGUUAGAGGGAAUCGUGGAGAGCCGCCGGCUUGGAGAUUCAGACGUCACCCAAGACGCAGCCACCUAGGUGCUCGGUCCCAGUCGUCUUUUCGCACCAGGCCGUGGAGGCGCAGCGACCUUCCUCUUACGCUGAUUCUUUGCCAGUCAUGGCAGUCAGUGGUAUCAAUGGUGCCCCAGGUGGCGGCGGUGGAGGAGUUGUCUUGCCGGGUGGUAACAAGGCGACGCUGAGCGAGCCUCUGGCGGCCAAUGGGCGGAGUGGACCAGAUGACGGCAAGGAUACCAAGGGCGAAAGCGCAGCAAGUUUGGAACAAAGUCUCAACACCAUGCAUGGCAUCGUCCCUACAUUGCAAAAUAUCGUGGCUACCGUGAACCUCGAAGUCCGUCUGGAUCUCAAGACGAUCGCGCUUCACGCACGCAAUGCAGAGUAUAAUCCAAAGCGUUUUGCCGCUGUAAUCAUGCGAAUUCGUGAGCCAAAGACGACUGCCCUUAUCUUUGCAAGCGGCAAGAUGGUGGUAACGGGUGCCAAGAGCGAGGACGACUCAAGGUUAGCAAGUCGCAAAUAUGCCAGGAUCAUUCAAAAGCUCGGCUUCGAGGCUCGAUUCAGCGAGUUCAAGAUCCAGAAUAUCGUCGGCUCUUGCGACGUACGCUUUCCCAUCCGACUCGAGGGAUUAGCGUACAGCCACGGUAUUUACUCCUCCUACGAACCAGAGCUCUUUCCAGGUCUCAUCUAUCGUAUGGUCAAGCCAAAAGUGGUGCUGCUUAUCUUCGUUUCGGGCAAGAUUGUCUUGACGGGCGCCAAGGUUCGCGAAGAGAUAUAUCAAGCCUUCAACCUGAUCCUUCCUGUCUUGGCUGAGUUCAAGAAGCCAUGAGUGUUCAGAGCACCAAACCCUCCAAGAGCUGCUUGAGCAGAGCUUGUGACUUCACCCAUCGUUGCCCUUCGUUUCUAGACACUGCCUCGGACCAAAUUUCCCGCCCUCCACAAAAGGAAGCGCAGUCGCUCGUGCGGUGUGCGUCUCUUUAAACGUCGAGACUCGCCCAGUCUCAUGUACUAGUAGUAGUAGUAGUAGUAGUAGCAACAGCAGUAGUAGUCAGAGUAGCAGUCAGAGUAGUACCAGUCGCCUCCUCCCCUCUGCUUCUCCUUUCUAGAAAAGAAAGUAAGGUCUUCAAUUCGCCUCGAUGCAAUACACCUUCAUUUCCUGCCG
Acaromyces ingoldii is the source of this 1423-nucleotide messenger RNA. Its product is annotated as TBP-domain-containing protein. Gene Ontology annotation, molecular function: RNA polymerase II general transcription initiation factor activity; DNA binding. The transcript has 5 exons. Lineage: Eukaryota; Fungi; Basidiomycota; Exobasidiomycetes; Exobasidiales; Cryptobasidiaceae. Gene Ontology annotation, biological process: DNA-templated transcription initiation. The record is from RefSeq and is a predicted model, not a curated record. Bases 368 to 1090 code for a protein of 240 amino acids.